UGCCUUUUAUUGUGACGUACCAUUCACGGACCAAUUCUCAAAACAAGUCCGACUGAAUCGGAUUACGGAUAACAUACUGUAGCAGUCAACUGUCUGCGCUGUUUUUAUGAUUAAUUAAUAAUAAUUAAAGCAAAGAAACUGUUGUAAGGUAUCUUCAUUCUCUUCAAUGGCGUCUAGAUCUCCGUCCUCCUCCCCAGACUCAGCGACGGGCUCCGGUACUGAUCCAGCGCGGCCUGACACCGGAGAGCCGCUCGGCGGAGGAUCCGAUUUGGAUUCAGAUUUCGGUUUAGGGAAAUUUGAUUGUAGUGCUGGGGAUGCAGCGCUUCGGUUAGAAGGAGUCGAUCUAGAGAAUGAAUUUGAGGCGGCAGCGGACCGGGUCAGAGAUCUCGUCCAGACAGCCAGUAGAGAGCAGCUGCUGUAUCUGUACGCCAGGUUCAAACAGGUCAAAGUUGGAAAGUGCAAUACACCAAAACCUGGUUUCUUCGAUUUCGAGGGUCAGAGAAAAUGGUCAGCAUGGAAACAGCUGGGGGACAUGAGUGCGGAGCAGGCCAUGCAGGAGUAUGUGUCCUGUGUAUGUGCCCUGGAUCCAGAAGGCAGCCAGAAGUCGUCAGAGCGAAGGGGAGGAGAGAUGCGAACUGGAUUUGGCGGGCCAGCGGUUAGCUCUCUAUACCAAGAGGAAAAGAUAAGGGAAGAGGACAAAAAUAUUUUCGACUAUUGCAGAGAGAACAACAUUGAACAUGUCAGCAAGGCCAUCAGCUCCAAGAAAGUGGACGUGAAUACAAGGGAUGAAGAAGGCCGGGCUCUCCUGCACUGGGCAUGUGACAGGGGCCACAAAGACCUGGUGUCUCUACUCUUGCAGAACAACGCUGAUAUUAAUAGCCAGGUGGUUCCCCAACAGCCAUGUAGAAUCAACAGACGUCCUUCAAAGUUCUGUUCUGGGUUACAGCAGAAGGAUGAUGAAGGACAGACCGCACUGCACUAUGCCUCAGCUUGUGAGUUUGCAGAAAUCGUUGAGUUACUCCUGAAGGCCGGAGCUGACCCGUCAAUCAAAGAUAAAGAAGGUUCCCUUCCAGAGGAGGUGACAGAGUCUAGCGCCAUCUCUUCUCUCCUGCGCCAGUACACUGCUCCUAAAGGCUAAAUCUCACUCUGUGAAAUCUUACUCCACAAAAUGAAACCCAAUCCACAUGAUCACCAUCCAGUUAAAAGUUCAUACAAACUGUGCUGCUCGUCCAAAUGGUACAUGCCUGAUGUCAAACUGACACUAGUUCUAGAACUACUAUCAUUGAUUCCAUUUGGCUGUGCAGCACAGAUGUUAUACUUUCAAACAGCUAAGUUCAGACAACCUGUCCUCCCCCGUCCUAGAAUGGUACAUUCCAAUGAAUGUGUUACUGUUGUUACUAUUAAAGACAUGGAAUCUUA
Molecule: messenger RNA, 1419 nt
Organism: Sinocyclocheilus rhinocerous
Lineage: Eukaryota; Metazoa; Chordata; Actinopteri; Cypriniformes; Cyprinidae
Product: acyl-CoA-binding domain-containing protein 6-like
Exons: 9
Coding region: 167-1138 (323 amino acids)
Molecular function (GO): protein binding; fatty-acyl-CoA binding
Source: RefSeq, a predicted model, not a curated record